ACAAUAAUGAAUUGAAAUAACAUGAAACAAAGUAACUGAAAUGUGAACUGGUACAUUAUGCCUGGUGGAAGACGUAAUGCUGCUAGUAGAAAUGGACAAACUAAAUCUCAAGCUAAUUUUUCUGUAUCUUCAAAUAUUGGUAUAAGAAGCAAUAGUGGAGAAAGAACAGCUGGAAGUGGUGCAGAUGAUAAGAAAUCUGAGGAAUAUCGUGGUAUAAAAGCAUUGGUGCCAAAACAUGUACCUAUACCAGUUGUACCUAUAGAUGGUCAUUUAACAUUUGAAGCUGUGUCUUUAGUUGUGUCAAUUAUUGCAGCUUCAUUACAAAUGCUUAAUUUAUAUAGAACUGUUUGGUGGUUACCUCAUUCUUAUAAUAAUUAUAGUAUGAAUUUCUAUUUAAUAGAUCCUUAUUUACUUAUAUUUAUCAUAACUAUGGUUGCAAGGCAAUUCAUUUAUUCUUUACUACGUCGGAUUAUUGAUAUUUCAUCACCAGUUCGUUGGUUACCUACUGCUCAAAAAAUGAUGAGGAUAAUUUUGUUAAUUAUUGUGAUGAAUAUACUGUGCUGGUGUCUGUAUCACAUGGCUGAAAGGCACAACUCAAUGAAGAUUUUUUACUUAUGUUAUCCAAAUUUAUCUGUAUAUUUUGUAAUGUUUGGUGUAAGUGCAGCACCAUUUUUUGAUAUAUCAACACCUUUAUAUAGUAAAGAUGAAAAGAAAACAAAAUUUCUAAUGGAUAAACCUUUACAUAAUUGCUCAUUAAAUGCAUCAGCAAUUAGAGCAGAAGUCUCAACAUUAAGAUCUGAUUUUAAUCGUCGUUUAAAACGAGCUUUAUUUGCAUCUUCUAGUAGCGCUUAUGUAUGUGGUAUUGCACCCAUCAUAUUUGUACCUCAACAUUUACAUUUUAAUGUUUCAUGGGUCGUGCAACAUGUUAUUAUGUUCUGGCUUGAAAGGAUAAGUGCUCACUUCUCACAUGCUUAUCCCAUCAGGUACUGUGACGUCUUACAUAGAGCAGCAUUACAUCUAGGUCAAUGGGUUAAAAUUGAAAAUCGUAAUAGUCAUACUUAUGCUCAAGCCUGGAAUGAUUCUGUUUUGUGGCCUCAUGGUUCAGUUGUGAGACAUAAUAAAGAAAUUUAUCGUUCAGAAGGUUUAUGUACUGUAGCAGAACCAGGAAAUUCAAAUCAUUACAGAUUUUAUGCGUUAUUUAGCAAUCCCACGAUGUUAUUUCGUUCAUUGAUGGGCUUGCAAUUUCUUCUUGUCUGUGCACAAUUAUUUAUUUUAUUACGCACAACUGAUUGGUAUCAAGUACUAUCAAUAACAUUGCUUCUUGUGAUCAACUAUUAUACCUUAUUUAAAGUUAUUAGAGAUUACCUUAUCUGUUUGAAACUGUAUCAUACCGAACAAAUAAUACAAGAAAAAUCGCAAAUGAUUGCAAAUUCUGUUGUUCAAUAAAUAAAUAUUUAAGGAAAA
Molecule: messenger RNA, 1464 nt
Organism: Eufriesea mexicana
Lineage: Eukaryota; Metazoa; Arthropoda; Insecta; Hymenoptera; Apidae
Product: transmembrane protein 39A
Exons: 7
Coding region: 58-1446 (462 amino acids)
Cellular component (GO): membrane
Source: RefSeq, a predicted model, not a curated record